CAUCUUACAUUAUUAGCUUAAGUGAGGAUUUGGGUUAUAAAAUCAGACCCUGUAGCUGGAGUUGAUUUGGAUUAGGGAGGGAUUAGCAGCAAACUAAACUGCAAUAAUGUCAAACUCAAUUGAUUAUACCACUAUUUCAAUCCAACCACAACAUGCAUCUUCAAAGCAACUGCCAAUAUGUACUAAUCAAGGUGGCGGACUAAUCCUCGGGCCUUCAGAAACUCUAGAUCAUCAGUAUCACCAAUCAAAUAGGCAGCUAACACGAGAUAAAUCCGACCAGGAUAUAUCGGAAAGUACUACUGCAACCAAGACUAACAACGCACCACCACUGGCAAGCGAUGCAUCGUGGUCUCGACAUGUAUAUCGGGAAUGCCAGAAGAAUCACGCGGCAAGUAUAGGAAGGUACGUGGUGGAUGGGUGCGGAGAGUUCAUGGCAAGUGGGGAAGAAGGAACUGCACAAGCACUUAAAUGCGCAGCUUGUCAAUGCCAUCGAAGUUUCCACAGGAGAGACAUUGAAGACGCAGAUUGUUCACAGCAGUUGAUAGUCCUAGCAAACAACCAAUACAACUAUCCUCAGCAUCCCAGCAGAAAUGAGAUUAACACCGGGACUAGAGGAUCAGGAAAAACCCAAUUUUAUCAACCAUCAAUGCUUCCGACUCAUCAUCAUGGUUCACAUAGAGGUCCAGGGAUCAUGGCUUUUCAUGGGCCCAAAGACUCUUCCAGCAAAGAUCUGAAUAUGUUUCGGGUAAAUGUGAAAGGUAGAGAGAAAACAAUGACGGAUAAGGCUCCAUCGUCUAAGAAGAGAUUUAGGACAAAAUUUAGCAGGGAACAGAAAGUGAGAAUGCAACAACUUGCAGAGGAAUUGGGAUGGAAGAUUCAUAGGAAUGAAGAUGAAGAACAAGUAGAACAACUGUGUCAUGAACUGGGGGUAAAGAGAUCAGUGUUCAAAGUUUGGAUGCACAACAAUAAACAGAAGCAAACACCAUGAUAAAGUUGACAGAUAAAUCUUGUCCUAGCUCAGGUACUAGGGUAAUAAACUCUUCAGAGCUUAUUUAGGUGAUAUGUAUUCCGAAAUCCACAUUCUAAUUCUCAGUGCCAAUGAGGCUGUUGCUAACAUAUUAUAUUCUGUGCGAUUCUCAG
Daucus carota subsp. sativus is the source of this 1140-nucleotide messenger RNA. RefSeq names its product zinc-finger homeodomain protein 6-like. The record is from RefSeq and is a predicted model, not a curated record. Gene Ontology annotation, biological process: regulation of DNA-templated transcription; regulation of developmental process. Lineage: Eukaryota; Viridiplantae; Streptophyta; Magnoliopsida; Apiales; Apiaceae. Gene Ontology annotation, molecular function: transcription cis-regulatory region binding; DNA-binding transcription factor activity. The transcript has a single exon. Bases 107 to 988 code for a protein of 293 amino acids. Gene Ontology annotation, cellular component: nucleus.